Messenger RNA from Parnassius mnemosyne (clouded apollo), 1488 nucleotides. The record is from the annotation of a GenBank genome assembly. Lineage: Eukaryota; Metazoa; Arthropoda; Insecta; Lepidoptera; Papilionidae.
AUGCAAAAGCUCAAAGACAUCCAAGAACUUUUAAAAGACACGCAAAAAUCUGCAGAAGCUAUAAGGAGAUGGCUCAAUUAUGAGAUGGAUGAUCCUAUUAAGACAAUUUAUCAGAUACGGCAGGAAAUAAACGAAAAUUUUAUCAGAGCGGUAAAAGACUCUUCUAACUGUCCCUCUGGUGACCGGCAAAUAUUUCCUGUAGAAGAGGUUACGAUGAUAGUGAACCAGAACAGGGAUACGAUCGAGUACAUAAAAUCCUUAUGUCUCGAAGUUCAACACCUUAAAAACAGUUUGGAAAACCAGAAAACAGAUGUGAAAUGUAUCACUCAGGCCAUUGAGUCACUUAAAAACCCUCGAUUAGACUCCAUUGUUAGUGAUACAUGUGACAUGAAAAAUAUUGUGCAGGAAUUACAAGCACAAAUUCAGAACACAUCCCGACAGGAGAUAUCCACAGACAAAUUCACAGUCGCCAUAGAGCCUAUCUCGCAAAAGAUAGGAAUAUUAACGGAUGAAAUAAAAGAACUCAAGGAACAUGGAGCAAGUCAGUGGGCAUUUCAAAAUAACUCUGGCCUAGGUACCGAGCUAGCAGUAGCAGAGAUUAGAGAAAAACUUGACAACUUACAAGUAUGCAACUGCAGUCCACUUAAGGAGGACAACGACCACAAUAAAUAUAAUCAUGCGACCAAAGAACAGCAAAUUGUCGGUCCAACAAGAUCGUAUGCCGAAGCUCUCAUCAAACCUCGAUUUGCUCUUCUUAUUGAAUCCUCCGACCCUAGGCACACAAGUGAAGAUGUUGUCAGUACCAUUAAAGACAAUAUUGACGUGGUGCAACUAGGAGUGGGAGUAAAUAAUGUCAGAAGAGUCAGAAAUCAAAAGGUGGUCAUUACGUGCAAUACAGAAGAGGACCGAAGUAAGUUACAAAGUGCGAUCAAAAAUUCUGCCAAAAAACUCACAGUGUCAAAAUCAUCUACUAAAAACCCACUUAUAAAGUUACUAGGAAUAUCGAACGAUCUCAAUAAUAAAAAAUUAGAGGAAGCACUCGUAAAGCAGAACGUGAAGCUAUUCAAAGAUAUAGAAAAAGAUGAUAUUAAGAUUAAGGUCCUAAGAAGAAUAAAAGGCCGCACAGCAGCAGUUAGUAACAUAGUUAUCGAAGUAAGCCCUUGGGUAUGGAAGGCCCUUAAGGACCAAAAGGUGCAUGUGGGCUACCAAAUAGUCCCAGCUAUAGAUCAGUCACCUAUAGUCCAGUGCUAUCGAUGCAUGGGUUUCGGACAUAGAGCAAACGAGUGUGCAGCUGAUAAAUCAACCUGUGGUUAUUGCGCAGGCGAACAUGACAGCAGACAAUGUCCACGAAAUAACGGAGCACCUUCAUGUGCGAAUUGCAUUAAAAAUAAAGUCAAGGGGGACCAUAGUCACGCAGCAUACAGUGCUGAAUGCUUAGUAUGGCAGAAAUGGGACCGAAUAGCGAGAUCCUUAGUUGCAUACUGCUAA